CAGGGAGCUUGAACCAUGGCAAACAAGGGUCCAUCGUAUGGCAUGAGCCGCCAAGUGCAGGAUAAAAUCGAGCAGAAGUACGACCCUGAGCUGGAGGUGCGUUUGGUGGAGUGGAUCGGGACUCAGUGUGGCUCCGGGGUCGGAAAACCAGAGGCAGGAAAACUGGGAUUCCAGGCCUGGCUCAAAGACGGAAGUGUUUUGUGUGAGCUCAUCAAUAGUCUGUGUAAGGACAAGCCUGUGAAGAAGAUCCAGAGCUCCAGCAUGGCCUUCAAGCAGAUGGAGCAGAUCUCACAGUUCCUCAACGCUGCGGAGCGAUACGGCGUCGUCAAAACUGAGAUGUUUCAGACCGUAGAUCUGUGGGAGGGGAAGGACUUGGCCGCGGUGCAGAGGACACUCAUGGCUCUGGGCAGCAUCGCCGUUACUAAAGAUGAGGGCUUCUUCCGUGGAGACCCCAGCUGGUUCUUCAAGAAAGCUCAGGAGAACCGGAGAGACUUCUCUGGUGACCAGCUGAAAGAAGGGAAGAAUGUCAUCGGUCUGCAGAUGGGAUCCAAUAAAGGGGCGACCCAGUCUGGCAUGGCGGGCUACGGCAGACCUCGACAGAUCCUGAACCCAUGAGUGCUUCCUCGGAUCCCGAGCAUCACUGCAUCCCAGCGGCUGGACUCCAGACGUGCAAGAGGACCAGAAGGACAGUGUAAUACACAUAAAUAAAGAUUAACACCACUCACCACUAAAACAAGUUUCCAUAUCCAGUGUCAAUCCCUGCUUGUGGAACAUAUCUGGUCAAAUUACAUUUCUUUGUGUGUCAUCGCAGUGCAUCAUUGUGCAGUCUAACAUUCAGUUUGUGAUAUCUGCUCAAUCUUAUUUUUUCACUACCUGUCAUACAGAAAGACUUCUCACCAGCCGAUCAAUUCCUCAUAGCUUCACUCCUAUCUUUAAAGAAAUAAAAUUAGUUUGCGAUCAA
Messenger RNA from Carassius carassius (crucian carp), 961 nucleotides. Its product is annotated as transgelin-like. The transcript is spliced from 4 exons. Lineage: Eukaryota; Metazoa; Chordata; Actinopteri; Cypriniformes; Cyprinidae. The record is from RefSeq and is a predicted model, not a curated record. Bases 16 to 615 code for a protein of 199 amino acids. Gene Ontology annotation, molecular function: protein binding.